CCCUGCCCCAGGGCAGCCUUCCCCCAGCCUGCACGCUGGGGCCGGAGUGGCUCUGCAGAGGCCAGGCAAUAGCCCGUGGGAGCGCUUCUCCUCCAGGCUGGUGACAGUCGUGCCGGGAGCCGUGGCUCUGCCGCUCCUGGCUGGGUCCUGGCUUUCAGCUUCAGGCACCUCUGUCCUUGGGAGAUGCCCGCUUGGGAAGGUGGGAGCAUUCCUGCUCUAGCCCUGCAGUGCUCUCCUUGGGUGAACCCAGGUCCCCAUGGGACACAGAGCCCCAGCCCACAGCCCGGGGCACGAUGCUCUUGAGGGGAAGGGAGGGACGAGUGCCAUGGAGCAAGCCUGCGUUUGAACUGCAUUCACUGCUGUUCAGAACUGAAGGAGUGCCUUAAAAUAGUUCAUGGGAGCUUCUCUGUCCUGUGUUUACAGACAUGGCUGGAGGCGAUGGAUAUCCAGCUUCCCGUCUGGGUUCCCGGGCUGACACGCUGGGAUAUCGCAUGGGUCCCCAAAGAGCAAAGUAUGAAGCUGAAAGAGGCAAGUCUUCCCAGCGGUCAUCAGAAGUCCUGAAGGAAAUCCUGAAGGACCUGGACAAGGCAGCGCUUGAGAUGGACCGUGAGACUGCGGAGAAUGAGGCGCUUCAGGAAGGAGGCAGUCACGCGGUGCCAGUCUCUGAUGACAGAAGAGGGGCAAUUCAGUCAGUGGAGGUGCCAGGCGUGGAUGGCACGAGAAACAGAAAUGCUAUGGAUCCAAAAGCUUUCCAGAAGUACUGCAUAGAAGGCGCCGUGGCGGUCGUGGGCUCCAUAUUGCUUGGGAUGGUUUUCUGUUGUGUGAUCCGCCUGUGGAGGAAGAGAAGGCGGCGCCUCGCCGCAGCUUCGAGAGCCCGGCCCGACACCAGCAGCUGCCCCUCACACCCGGACACCUGGACUGCCCACCCCAGCACCUCCAAGAGCUGGACCCAACACCAGCAGCCGUCACAUGUGCCUGGAAAAGCGGCCCACCAGCCACGGAGCACCGGCGGGGAACCAGCCAGCACCGGCGGGGAACCAGCCUCCACCAGCCCGGACGGCCGCCCGGCCCGCCCGCCUCCGCCCCGGCCCAAAUGGCUGUCCAACUCAGCCAGCCAGGUGUUGCGGGACCGGCCCAGCACCCUCCGGGCCCCGGAGAAACGGCAACCACCCCCUCGCCCCCCAAGCCCAUUUCUCCAGCCCUCCUGCAAGGGCCUGGGGCAGUCCCGCCAGGAUAUGGAUUUGGGGAGCAACGGGGAAUGCGAGGGCCAAUAGGGGAGCGACAACAAAUAUGUUUUCCUUGGAUGACAAGGUCACACACCUAGUUGGCCAAGAGAAGCCAGCUGAUGUGAUCUUUCUGGAUUUCAGUAAAGCUUUUGAUACUGUCCCUCACAGUCUCCUCCUGGGCAAAAUGUCCAGCACACAGCUGGAUAAACGCGUAAUGCGGUGGGUGAGCAAUUGGCUGGGGGGUCGGGCUCAAAGGGUUCUCGUCAGUGGGGUUACAUGGGGCUGGUGGCCAGUCACUAGCGGGGUUCCACAGGGAUCCAUCUUGGGGCCGGUACUCUUUAAUCUCUUUGUAAAUGA
Messenger RNA from Phalacrocorax carbo (great cormorant), 1583 nucleotides. The record is from RefSeq and is a predicted model, not a curated record. Lineage: Eukaryota; Metazoa; Chordata; Aves; Suliformes; Phalacrocoracidae.